AUGGCGAAGAACUCAUCCGAAAUUAUACCUUUAUCACCACCCUCAAGUCCAACUAUUCAGCUUCAAGUGAACCAAAAGUUUGCUCGGGUCUAUGAGGAGCGAAAACGCAAGGAGGAGCUCACAGCUUUGGAAAAGCGUGGAAUCGACACUAGCGACGACUAUUCGAGCUCAGAGACGGAAGACGAGGAUGGUGAGGCACUUACAAAGGAGAUCGAUGCGGACAUCAAUAAGACGCUCAAGCUUAUCCGUAAAAAGGAUCCAGCCAUCUACGACCCUUCUAUUACUUUUUUUAAGAAUGUUGAGUCGAAUAGCAGCGAUGAAGACAAAUCAAAGAGAACGAAGACGACAAUGAAAAGCUCGACACCAUUGUACUACAAAGAUCUGGUGCGUCAGCAAGUAAUUGCGGGAGACGUCAGUGGUAGUGAAGAGGACGAGGAGUGCGAGCCGAUUCGAACGUACCAAGAAGAGCAGGAUCAAAUUAAAAAGGAUUUUUUGGCAUCACUGAAGGAAAAGGAUCAAGAAAAUGAGGAGAAUAACUUGGAUGGAGGACUUUUUACGAUUAGAAAGAAGGCUGAUGGAGAAGAAAGACAGGAGGAUGAAAAAUUCUCAGAAGAUUUUCUUGAGUACGAAUUUAAGUCAAAGCAAGAAGAGGUAGACCCCGACAAAUUUCUUGAGCAUUAUUUGAGUAGUGAAGGCUGGAAGGAAAAGUCGGCAAUUGUCCCGCAUUAUGAUGAAAUCGUGAAGGAAGAUGAAGAAGACGCCGAGGAAUUGGAAAAGGCUGAGGAUUUUGAACAUACAUACAACUUUCGUUUUGAGGAGCAGGGAAGCAGUGUGAUUCAGACUUAUUCUCGACGUAUUGAAGACACAAUGCGUCGAGAAGACGACUCACGCAAACGCAAACGGGCUGAGCGAAAGGAACGUAAGGCCCUCGAACGGCAGAAGAAGGAAGAGGAGUUACGUCGCUUGAAGAAUCUUAAGCAAGCAGAAAUCGAACGGAAGCUGACGAAAAUUGCACAUCUCAUGGGUGAACCAGACGGCACCGCUAGCCUCAAGCCAGAGGAUUUGGAAGGCGACUUUGAUCCUGAAGAGUACGACAAGCGUAUGCAAGCCGUCUUUGAUGAUCAAUAUUAUGACGAGGACGACGAUAUGGAGAAGCCUACAUGGGACGAAGAAGAGGAUAAGGAUCUUUUUGGUGAUUUACCUGUAGAUCCGGAUGAGGAAGUAGAAGAAAGUGUUGAGGAGAAGAUUCAGAAGGAAGGGGGAAGUAUCGACGAGCAGACUGAAGAUGUUGAAGAGGAAGCUCCGCCGAAACAGCUGACGGCUGAGGAAAUGCGGCGAGAGAAGCAAAAGUACUUAGACGAACUCUACGGCUUAGACUACGAAGACCUGAUUGGCGAUAUGAAAUGUCGCUUCAAGUACCGCCAGGUACAGAACAAUGACUUUGGUCUCACGGUGGACGAGAUCAUGGCUGCUGAUGACAAGGAGCUAAAGCAGCUUAUCUCUCUUAAGCGAAUGGCUCCAUAUGCCGACAAGGAGUAUUCUGUUGAUCGAAAGCGGUUGAAGAACUUAAAGAAAAGUAUCAAAAAAGCCCAGCAGGAGCACAGGAGACGCAAGGCUAAGAAGGAAGUUGUCAAAGCAGAGGAGGAUAUUUUGCAAAAGAAACGAAAGCGGAAAAAGAGCACUAAGGUCGAGACUGAAGAAGACGAGGCGGCGCCCGAGGCAGAUGCGUGUGACGCUAGAGUAAGGAGCAAAACGAGAAAUGGGGAUGAUGUCAAGUCAACAGCAGAAAAACAUGGCAGUAAAUUGAACAAGAGGAAGCGGCGAAGUAAGAAAAAAAUCGACGAGAAAAAGAAUUUGUUUGCAUCCACCGGUCUGCCGACUUCGCGACUUGAGUCGUACAAGCUGGUAAAGAGUAGCACGGCCUAA
Messenger RNA from Plasmopara halstedii, 1926 nucleotides. Its product is annotated as KRR1-interacting protein involved in 40S ribosome biogenesis. Gene Ontology annotation, biological process: endonucleolytic cleavage in ITS1 to separate SSU-rRNA from 5.8S rRNA and LSU-rRNA from tricistronic rRNA transcript (SSU-rRNA, 5.8S rRNA, LSU-rRNA). NCBI's taxonomy places the organism in Eukaryota, Oomycota, Peronosporomycetes, Peronosporales, Peronosporaceae. Gene Ontology annotation, cellular component: nucleolus; 90S preribosome. The coding region runs from base 1 to 1926 and encodes 641 amino acids. The record is from RefSeq and is a predicted model, not a curated record. The transcript has a single exon.